GAACCCAGUCUGCUAAGCACUGCUUAGCGAGCGUCGAGGCGGGGCCGCAGGGUUGGCUCCCAAAGGGAUGCUCUCGCCCGAGCGGCGACUCCAGCCCCGCUCGCCCCUGGCCGCUGCCGCGCCGCAGCCGCCCGCCGACAUGGCCCUCUACUGCGGGGACAACUUCGGCGUAUACUCGCAGCCCAGCCUGCCGUCUGCAGCAGCCACAGCCGUUCCCGGCGCGCCCCCGGCCGGCCGGGCGCCCUACGGGCUGGCCGACUACACUGCGCCGCCGGCCGCCGCCGCCAACCCCUACCUGUGGCUCAAUGGACCCGGCGUGGGUAGCCCAGCCUCCGCCGCGGCCGCGGCGUACCUGGGCGCCCAGCCGCCACCGCCGCCGCCCCCCGGCGCCGCGGCCGGGCCCUUCCUGCAGUCGGCGGCCGCCAGCAGCUCCUUCGGCUGCGCUCAGCGGGCUUUUGCGCAACCCGCGCCCGCCGCUCCCGCCUCGCCCGCGGCGCCCACCGCACAGGGCGAGCUGAGCUGGCUGUCCAUGGCAAGCCGCGAGGACCUGAUGAAGAUGGUGCGACCACCUUACUCCUACUCAGCGCUCAUCGCCAUGGCCAUCCAGAACGCGCCGGAGCGCAAGCUCACCCUCAGCCACAUCUACCAGUUCGUAGCCGACAGCUUCCCCUUCUAUCAGCGCAGCAAGGCCGGCUGGCAGAACUCCAUCCGCCACAACCUGUCUCUCAACGACUGCUUUAAGAAGGUGCCCCGUGACGAGGACGACCCAGGGAAGGGUAACUACUGGACGCUGGACCCAAACUGUGAGAAAAUGUUCGACAAUGGCAACUUCCGCCGGAAGCGAAAGCGCCGCUCGGAGGCCAGCAGUAGCUCCUCCGUGACUGCCGGGGCGACCAAACCGGAAGACGGGCUCUCCUCAGCGUCGAGGGCUGGCGUGGCCGUGAAGCCUGAGGGGGACAGCACCUCCAUGUUGAGGCCUUCGCAGUCCCCGGAAUCCCCUGAGGGCACCAAGAGGACCACCUCGUCCCCCGGAGGGGCCGCACUCACCUCCACCCCUUGCCUCAGCACCUUCUUCAGCAGCCUCAGCACCCCGAGCCUCAGCGGCGGGAGCAGCGGGAACGCGUCGAGGGCCCUGCCAACCGGUCGCCCCCUGGGCCUCCCGGCCGCCCAGCUGCCCUCCAGCACCCCCUUCCCUCCGAACCCCAUCUCGGAGGCCUCGCCAGAAGCCCUGCAGCUGAGCACCCUCACCACCACCGGCGGCAGCAGUAGCAGCAAUGGCGCCAGCGGUCAGCGGCCUUCCUAUUACAGCCCCUUCCCAGCCAGCACCAGCGGAGGCCAAAGCAGCCCCUUCAGUAAUCCGUUCUACAACUUCAGCAUGGUCAAUAGCCUCAUCUAUCCACGCGAGGGCUCUGAGGUGUAGCGCUAGCGCUGGGCUUUGCAGACAUCUUGGUUAGAUACACUUGGCCAUUCUGCAGGUCUUGCGUGUUAAACCCAAGUGGGUCCUACGAUUUCUUCUAGGCUACUGUUGGGUCUUUGUGCAUUCAGCCAACCAUACUUGGAUCACAGGGGCAUAGGGUGAGAGCCCUUUGCAUAAGCCAGCAAGCUGCUUCAUCAGGCUUCUCUGGGUCCUAGCCUCAGAACAGAAAGCCAGCUCACAGGGAGGGCUCCGACCCCGUCUUCUCAUUCAUCAU
Molecule: messenger RNA, 1691 nt
Organism: Ochotona princeps (American pika)
Lineage: Eukaryota; Metazoa; Chordata; Mammalia; Lagomorpha; Ochotonidae
Gene: FOXI3
Product: forkhead box I3
Exons: 2
Coding region: 68-1420 (450 amino acids)
Biological process (GO): anatomical structure morphogenesis; cell differentiation; regulation of transcription by RNA polymerase II
Molecular function (GO): DNA-binding transcription factor activity, RNA polymerase II-specific; RNA polymerase II cis-regulatory region sequence-specific DNA binding
Source: RefSeq, a predicted model, not a curated record